AUGAAGAGUCGUCCGGCCUAUACAUUACGCCAUACAAUGCUAUUAUAUAACACCGUUUUAGUCAUAUUUAACGUCUAUUUCUUCAUUGAAGCCUUAGUUUGCAUUCGCUUUGGUUUAGAUUUAUUUGACUUUGAAUUUCCCAACAAAUACGAUGUCAGCACCCGGUCCCUAAGACUUAUAUACUCAGGUUAUGCCUACUUUUUGUCCAAAUUUCUCGAUCUAUUCGACACCGUAUUCUUUGUGCUCCGGAAGAAAUACUCACAGGUUAGUUGA
This is a messenger RNA of Oppiella nova, 273 nucleotides long. The record is from the annotation of a GenBank genome assembly. Lineage: Eukaryota; Metazoa; Arthropoda; Arachnida; Sarcoptiformes; Oppiidae.